UGAGGUAAGGACAAAGGCGGAAAGAGAGAGAGAGAGAGAGAGAGAGAGAUAUGUGGAAAAAGCAAAGGAAGAGAGAGAAAACAAGAUCAAGAAACAGAGCCGAUUCGUGUUUUGAAAAAUUCAACCGCUCUCCAAAAUUCUCCAAUUCACACAAGAUUAUGAACCCACUUCCCAAACCCCUUCAAAUUUCAAUACCCAAAUCUUAUUUUCUCUCACUUCCUCUCAAAUUUCUCUGAAUCUGAUCCAAUUUCUCCCCUGUUUUUCUAAUUUUUUUUUUUUGGCCUGCAACAAGGACACCUCAAAUUCUUCAUCAGUUUGUUCCAUAGUCUGGUCUUAUCAUGAGGUUAUAGCUUUCAAUUCCUCUGUGUCUCAAUUUUUUUUUUAAUAUUCUGAUCCUCUUUAUUAAUAAGUCUUUCUCUCUCAAAACCCCCAUUCCUCCAUUAAUCCCAGGUUUAUUUUCCUUUCUUUGCUGUGCGUUUUGAAUUCGGUUUCCAUUUGUUCUUGGUGUUCCAACUUGAAAUUCCCAUCUGGGUCUUGCUCAGUUUUGCUGAGAAUUGAACCAUGGGAAUUCAAAAGGACAGAAUAAAAUUCAAUGUGGGAGGCAAGUUCUUCGAAACCACAUCAACAACCCUAGCCAAUGCCGGCCGAAAUUCCUUCUUCGGCGCAAUGUUUGAUCAUCAAUGGAACCUCCAAACCCUUAAUUCCGACGAAUUCUUCAUCGAUCGAAACCCCGAUUGUUUCGCAAUCCUCCUAGACCUCCUCAGAACAGGGGAGCUCUAUAUUCCAUCCCAUAUCCCAGAAAAACUCCUCUACAGAGAAGCCAUGUUCUAUGGCCUUUUAGACCACGUUCGGACCGCGAAACGAGGCCAAUUUAAUGGAAAUCGGCUCCGUUUUUCACGGUCCAAAACAGGGCAAGCCCCCGGGGACGGCACGGCAAUCCGUGCUGGCCCGGACGGCGGGUGCUGUGUGGCUCAUGGUAGUAUGGUCCAUGUUUAUGAUUGGAUGCUAGAAGAGCACCCUCCAAUCAGUCUUGAUUAUCAGAGGAUCAAUGAUGUGGGUUGGAUCGAUUCGGAGACCGUUGUGGUCACCGCAUGUGAGCGGUUAGGGCGCGGCGAUGGCGGGAUGGCUCUGUUUUCUGCAUCAUCAGGGGAAAUCAGGCAUAGAUUUCAGGUCAAUCAUGAGGAUCAAGUGAAGAGUUACACAGCUGGUGCUUUGAGCUUUAGCACAGAGGAUUACAAGAUUUUUUCUAGUUGUAAAGGUAGAAGCAAUGAGUAUGGGAUUGGUGUUUGGGACCAAAUCACUGGAAAACAGAUUGAUUUCUACUAUGAACCAAUUGGUUGGUCACUUGGUGAUGCAGAUAGGCUUCAGUGGUUACAUGGUACUAACUGUUUGUUGGUUGCAACUUUGUUUCCUAGGAAAGACAAUUGUUAUAUUAGUUUGUUGGAUUUUAGGGAAAAGAGUAUGGUUUGGUGUUGGUCGGAUAUCGGAGCUCCGGCGACCGACGAGAGACGGGUCCGAGACGCUAUAGCGAUGGAAGAGACUAAUAAUAUAUGUGUGGUGAAUGAGUAUGAGGAUUUAGGGUUCAUGGACUUGAGGAGUGGUGGUGGGAGUGUCCGGUGGUGUUCGAGGAGUCGGUUGAUGAAAGGGAAGAUGCCGGAUGAACCAUGUUACCCAAAACUUGCAUUGCACGAGGGCCAGUUGUUUUCGUCUAUGAAUGACAGUAUUUCGGUGUUUUCUGGUCCUGAUUGGGUGCUAACAUCCAGGCUUCGACGCAGCUAUGGAGGUUCAAUCUGUGAUUUUUCAAUUGGGGGUGAUAGGCUUUUUGCUCUUCACAGUGAGGAGAAUGUGUUUGACAUAUGGGAAACUCCACCUCCGCCGAUCACAUGAGUUUCUGCUUGAAGUUGUUGUCCUCCAUUUUGAUCUAAAUGGUAUUCUGUUUGUUUCCUGAGAAAAUGUAGAAGAUGAUAUUGUAGUCCAUCCCUUACGUGUUAGAAAGACUAGUUUUUGUUUUUGUUUUUUUUAAACAAUCCAUAGGAGGGAAUAGGAGAACCGAAAAUUGCAUCAGGCAUUGUUGAGACUCGAAUCCGAGCAUAUUACGCAUUACGCCCGAUAAAAGAGCGCUAGCAUUGUGUAGGGUUUGUAUGUAUAAAUGACAAAGGAAUGAAACUCAUAUUUCAAGACUAUAAUUUGAAAUCUUUG
Messenger RNA from Camellia sinensis, 2199 nucleotides. Its product is annotated as BTB/POZ domain-containing protein At2g24240. The record is from RefSeq and is a predicted model, not a curated record. Gene Ontology annotation, molecular function: protein binding. Lineage: Eukaryota; Viridiplantae; Streptophyta; Magnoliopsida; Ericales; Theaceae. Gene Ontology annotation, biological process: protein homooligomerization.